Molecule: messenger RNA, 3188 nt
Organism: Melanotaenia boesemani (Boeseman's rainbowfish)
Lineage: Eukaryota; Metazoa; Chordata; Actinopteri; Atheriniformes; Melanotaeniidae
Gene: elmo3
Product: engulfment and cell motility 3
Exons: 21
Coding region: 293-2440 (715 amino acids)
Biological process (GO): cell motility; actin filament organization
Source: RefSeq, a predicted model, not a curated record
CCGGAAAUAAGUUUCUAAGCUUGUUAAAGACCCACAGAAACGGAUCGAUUCAAGCCAACCCGGAACUUUUUGAUUGAGCAAACCCUCCUGAAAACUCGGCAGAAGGGUUUUCUCCUGGUUUUCCUUACAUAUCGGACUGUUGGGGGACUUUCUGGACGGACUUUGUUUCUGCUGGAGGAAAACGAGGCGGCUGCAGAUGUUUCUCGCUCCGACUGCGGCGGUUCCUGCAGGACUGUAGCCCGACUUGUCUUUUCAUACCAGCAAGAGAGAGGUGGAGGUUAGAGGGGCCAGCAUGCCACAGCAGAAGGACAUAGUGAAGAUAGCCAUCCAGAUGCCGGGGGCCUACCCCCAGCUCAUACAGCUGGACCAGAAAAAGCCUCUGUCUGCAGUCAUAAAGGAGGUGUGUGACGGCUGGAAUCUCCCCGGUCCCGAGAACUACGCCCUGCAGUAUGCUGACGGAGUUCAGAUGUACAUCACUGAAUCGAACCGUCUGGACAUUAAGAACGGCUGCAUUCUGCGUCUGACCAAGGCACCGGGUCGCUGUGCGUUGGACUUGUACAAAGGGAUCCAAAGCUCGGAUGCAGGCGUGCGCUGUGACUCGCUGAAGGAACUAGCGGGCGUUUCCACAGAUGUGACCUUUGCUCAGGAGUUCAUCAGCCAAGACGGACACCUCCUAUUGGUCAAAAUAGUAGAAGAUUCCAACGAGAGUAAUGUGAUAAUGACUCACGCUCUGACUGGUUUCAUGGAGCUGAUGGAUCAUGGGAUAGUUUCAUGGGAGAACCUCUCCACUGUCUUCAUCAAGAAGAUCGCCAGCUUCGUCAAUGCCAAAGCAACCGAUGCGUCCAUUCAGCAGGUGUCCCUGGACAUCCUGGAGAGCAUGGUACUGAGCAGCCACAGCCUUUUUCUGCAGGUCAAACAGGAAGUCACCAUGGAGAGGCUCAUCGCUCACCUACAGGUGACGAAUCAGCAGAUACAGACCAAAGCCAUGGCCCUGCUUAUGGCCUUACUACAGACAGCAGGAGACUCCGACAGAGAGGAAAUGUUUGCAUUUCUGAAUAAGAAGAAUCUCCGUCAAUACAUUUAUAAGAACAUCAUCCACAGUUCUGGUUCGGUCCAAGAUGAGAUGGCCCACUACCUCUACGUCCUACAGUCGGUUACCUUGAAUCACCUGGAGCCCCGCAUGAAGACGCCUCUGGACUUUUACAGCCAAGAACAGAGAGACAUGCUUCAUGAUUUACGGCAGGCGGCAUUCGAGACGGACACUGAGAACAGCCUGAGUCACGACAGACGGCGCUCGCUCUGUGCCAAAGAGUACAAGAAACUUGGAUUUUCUAACAACAGUAACCCCGGUCAGGACCUGGUGCGAACACCCCCUGGUCUCUUAGCUUUGGACACAAUGCAUUACUUUGCCACGCGCUACCCUGAUGCCUACAGCAGGUUCGUCCUGGAGAACAGCAGCAGAGAGGACAAGCACGAGUGUCCGUUCGCCAGGAGCAGCAUCCAGCUCACGCUCAUCCUGUGUGAAAUCCUUCGUAUUGGAGAGCCGCCCUCAGAGACGGGAUCCAACUACCACCCCAUCUUCUUCAGCCAGUAUCGGCUGGUGGAGGAGCUUUUCUGUGUUUGCAUUCAGCUGCUCAACAAGACCUGGAAGGAGAUGAGAGCCACACAGGAGGACUUUGACAAGGUGAUGCAGGUGGUGAGGGAGCAGAUCACCAGGACGUUGUCCAGUAAGCCGACCUCCCUGGAGCUCUUCAAGAAUAAAGUUAACGCUCUCAACUACAGCGAAAUCCUCAAGCUGCGGCAGACCGAACGUCUGCACCAAGAAGAGACGCUGGCUCCACCUGUACUUGAACUGAAGGACCGCCUGAAGCCGGAGCUGCUGGAGCUGAUCCGCCAGCAGAGACUCAACAGACUCUGUCAGGGAACCAUGUUCAGGAAGAUUAGCAGCCGGCGUAGACAGGAUAAACUCUGGUACUGUCGUUUGUCCCCUAAUCACAAAAUGCUUCACUACGGCGACGUGGAGGAAGAUGUAGACAAUCCACCGAUAGAAACACUGCAGGAGAAAAUUCCAGUCGCAGACAUCAAGGGCUUGCUGACGGGGAAAGAUUGCCCUCACAUGAAGGAGAACAAGGGCAAACAGAACAAGGAGGUUCUGGAUCUGGCAUUUAGCAUCACAUAUGAUGUGGAAGAGUACAGCCUGAACUUCAUCGCCCCUUCUAGGACCGAUUUCUGCCUGUGGACAGAUGGACUGAGCGUCCUCCUGGGCCGGGAGAUGAGCAGCGAAUCCAUGCGCAGUGAGCUGGAGAUCCUCCUGUCUAUGGAGAUUAAGCUCCGCCUCCUGGAUCUGGAGAACGUCCCCAUCCCGGAUAGCGCCCCGGUCGUCCCCAAACCUCCGAGCAACUUCAACUUCUGCUAUGACUUCAGCCAGACUGAGCAGUAGUGGUGUGCAGUGUGAAUGUGUACAUAGGUGUGUGUGUGUGGGGUAAGAUCUGACCUGUGCUUCUAUGCACUUAUUUUCUGUAACACAGAUUUUAUAACUCUGACUUUAGAAUUUCUUUGGUGGUCUGCAGGAGAAAACAUGAAACUACACGUGGAGCUGCAGGUGGAAUAAUGGCUGCAGAUUAUUUCAGGUUCCUGCGCUGGUUUAACAAAAACAGGUACCCCAAAAUUAUUUAGAGUAUACAACCACUUUAUAAACGGUACUUUUAAUUAGUUUUAUAGUCGUUUUAUAUUUUUAAAUGUAUCUAAAAUGAGGAGUAUUCCCGUGUGAGUCGGAAGAUGUUUGCCCAGCUCUGCUGUUGCUUUGCCUUCAUAAAGGGCUUUAACUAGAACACAUCGCAGGAUGCUACAUGUAGUUCAGAUACAACAUAUGGAAAUAAAUGCAUUUGUCAGUGUGUUAAUAGCCUAACAUCUCUAAUGGGGAUAUUUUGGCUGGACCCCAGCAGCUCGGUGACUGUGGUUCAGUUUGACUGAAUUUGGUACAAAUCUGUUUUUUUUUUUUCCUGGUUUCAAUAAUUAACUGUUAGAAAAUGUGAUGCUUUGAGUAAACAUGGUAUUCCUUUCUAUCUGUGUUGUUUCAGAUGAAAUCCUGGUUAAAAGGAUGCUUUUAUGUGUGGUACUUGCAUGUGAUGCAGGUGAUCAGCCAUGAACUGACAUCAGGCUUCUGAAUAUUAAAUUACUCGUUUUUC